Molecule: messenger RNA, 3532 nt
Organism: Paramecium sonneborni
Lineage: Eukaryota; Ciliophora; Oligohymenophorea; Peniculida; Parameciidae
Source: the annotation of a GenBank genome assembly
AUGGCUUAAUCCCAGUACUAAAAUGAUGUUCGUAAGUUGGAUUUGGCAUAAUGUAUUAACUUUUAUAUGAUAUUUAGUUAAUUAACAAUAGACUGAUUUAGUAUUUUUCUAAUCCUAAACAUCAAUCGGAAGUGAAGUAAUAAUUGAAAUAAGUCAAAAAGAUUAACGAAAUAAAAAAUUUAAAACUUAACUUGAUAAGUUUAUAGAAACUUAUUAUACUCAAGGAAACAUGAAAAUUAUUGUAAAAUGUCCUGCUACACUUGGAGAAAGAUAAUAAAAACAAGAUAAAGAAAAUUUUAAUUUAUUGAAAUAUUCCGUUAAUUAAAUAUCAAUUAGUGAAGAUGAAAAACUUUUUCAAUAGAGAAUAUAUUUAUUUAAAGGAUAACCUGAAAAUAAUAUCUAGCCUUUAAUAGAAAUGAUUAUCUAUACCUAUAAUUAUAUUCCAUAUUUUAGAAAAGAAAUUAAAGAGAUUGGUGGUGAAAUUCAAAUGAAUUAUUAAGGUUAUUAUUUACAAAUACCUCCAGGAGGUUAUAACAGAACUGAUGAUAAUGAAUUACAUUAAUUUUUCUCGAAUACUGUUUGUUAUUAUUUGGAUAACUAAAUAAUACUAUAAAUAGAAUGCUUUUCAAAUGCAGAAGCAAAUUCAAAAUAUAAUCUUUUGAAAAAGGAAUAUAUUAAAACGAUGCUAGGGACAAAAUUAAACUGUUAGAUACAGUCUAUUGUAAUUUUAAAAUUUGAAGAAUUAAAGCAUAUAUUUUAAAAUUAAGUUGAAUAAUUAAAUAUGUUAUUAAAAAAUAGUCAAGUUUAUUUAUUGAUUCAAAGAACACAAAAUAGUAUUGAAGAAUUAUAAAUUAAAUUGAAUGAUUUAUUAAAAACAAAAGAGUAUUUUAGAAAGGAGACUUAAAUUGAAAAAAUUCCUUUUUAUGAUUUACCUUCAGAUAUAAAUGAAAUUCAAACAGAAAUUGAUAAGUUAAAAAAUUAAUAUCAAAAUAUUGAUAUUGAAAUAUCAUAAGGCUAAAUGGAAGAUUCAAAACCAGCUUUUUAAAUUACUUUUACAACUUGGUUAUAAAAAGAUGAGAGAAAUCAGGAAUUUUAAAAAUAUGUAAAAGAAAUUAAAACUUAAAUUGAAAAAAUCUGUUUGCCCUUUAAAACUAUUACAAUCAAUUCAAAACAAAAGGAUGUUUGGGAAAACUAUCUACAAGAAAUCUUUGAGAAAUACAGUUCUUGUUUUACAGCAUUCAACAAAGGUGAUGCUAUAGAAAUUCUUAUUAAGACAAAUUAGGAGAAGUGGAGAGAAUUUGAAAAAUAAAUUCAAGAUAAAUUGAAUAGAUUUAUUUGCUAAAUUAUUAAAAUCCCAUGCAGAUUUGUUUUAAAUUAGAAUUUUAAAGACUUUUAGUAGAAAAAAAAAUUAUUUAAAUAAAUUUUCAGAAAAAUUUUUAGUGAAUUCGAAGAUAACAUAUCUGUUACCUUAUGGGAUUAAUUUGAAUAGAACUUUCAUUUUUAGGUAGUUUAUGAUAAAAAAAAAAUUAGAGAACAAGAAAUUAAGAAUAUUUUAGUGAAUUAAUUUAUUAAUAAUUUAAAGGAUAUUCAGAGAAAAUUUCCUUACUAUGAAUGUCUCUACUAUUUUGAAAUUUAAAUUCCAGAAUUAAUAAACAAAAAUAAUAUAUAUGUACAUUAAACUAUUAUUGAAAAUGAACCAAACACAAUAUUUUUAGGGUUAAAAGAAGAUUUAUAAUAAUUAGAUUAACAUUUAAAAGAUAUUGGUUAGAGAUUUUAAAAGAAUUGGGUUGAAUAAGUAAUCGAUGUUGAUAAUAAAUUAUUAUUUUAAUGCUUGGAAUCAAAAUAUUAAAUGAAAGAGUUAAUAUUGAAGUAAGGAACAACAAUUGAAUUUUUAAAAAAUACAACCCAUCCUUAUAAGAUUCUUAUAAAAGGAUUUUAAAAUUAAGUAAUAGAUCUAUUAAAACAAUUAUAAUCAUUAGAAAUAAAAAUAAUGUAGUCUGUUUAAAUAAAAAGUACAAAUUUCAAUCAUCAUUAAAUUAAACAAUUAUCUGAAAUGUCAUAAAAAUUGUCAGAUAUCGAAAAAAUUACUAGUACAUAUUUUGAAAUAAAAAAGACAACUAGUUUUAAACCUUAAAAAGCAAUUUUAUCAAAGCUUACUUUUGAAGGAAAAGAAUUAUGCAUCGUAAAGGGUGACAUAACACAAAUUGAAUGUUAAGCUAUUGUAAAUUAAAUUUUGAAUGAUAAAUGUGAAUUAGGUGAUGUAGAAAUGCAAAAUUAAUAAGUUAAAAAUUUAUUAAAAAUUACAAAUAAUGAGAUGCAAGAAUUCUUUAAAAAAAUAAUAUAAGAGAAAAAUACUUUAUAACCUGGAGAUUUGUUUUAUUAAAAAGUAACAUAAAAAUGUCAUAUAGAUCAUAUUUUUAAUAUAUACCCUCCUACUUAUAGGCAAUCUAAGUAUUUAUCUAGAGAGUUAAAUAUUAUAAGAUAAUUAAUUAAAACUAUUUUUUAACUGGCAAGAGAAAAAUAAAUUAAAUAAAUAGCUUUUCCAGUUAUUAGCACUGAGAUUUUUGGAUUUUAUUUUACAAUGGCUAGUUAAACUUUAUUGAUGGAGAUUAUUAAUAAUUUGUUUUAGGAAAGUUGUUAGAUCGAAUAGAUUUACAUACUUGAAGAUAAUGAUUUAAGAUGCAGAAAAAUAAUAGGAGAAUUAUAAAGGCUUUUAUCCAAAGAUAUAUAUUAAAAACCUAUUACUUAAUAAUGGUAAUGGUUUGAAUAAGAUCAUUAUGAAGAUUAUGAUGAAUAUGAAAUUAAUAAGAAAAUUUGUUAGAUGUAUAAAAAGUUUUAAAGUACUGGAAUAAAUUAAAAUUUUAAAAUUAAGUAUCCAUAUAGUAAAUAUCCUGGAACACAUUUAAUAGAUUUAGAUUAGUAAAAAAUAUGGGAUAAAACUCAUAACAAUUCUGAAUAAUCCAUAAUAUCUAUAGACAAUUGUGGACAGAGAAGGUACUAUAUAGAUGGAAAAGAGGUAAAUGAAGAUUUAAAUAGAUAUCUAAUAUAGUAGGAAAUCUAAAAAAAAAGAAAAUUCGAAAUUUUUUAUAAAUUUUAUGAAAUCUUUCUAACAUCUAAUGGUCACUAUUAAAAAAACUUAUAACAUGGAAAUACUAGGAAUAUAUAGUUUAUUCCAUAUGAUGAACCAAAUUUAGAAAAUGUGUUGAUUAUAUAGAAUUCUCAAUUUAAAUUUGAGCAUUUAAUAGAGCCUAUUGAGGAUAAAUCAUAAAAUUUAUGCUAUAUAAUUGAUCCAAAAAAAUCAGCGAUUUAUGAUUAAAUAAAGAUUUAUACUUUAAAUGAGGAUGAGAAUGCUGCUGAAUAAUAAUUAUUUGAUGAAUUGUCAAGUUUAACUGAAAAAAAACGGAAGUUGGGAAAACUCAAUUAUCAAAGUUCUUAAUAAAGCACAGAAGGUUCAGAAAAAUUAAGUUAAGUUAGUUCUCCUCGUAGAUUAAUACAAUUAACUAAAAAAGUACCACUUUAACAAAAAAAUUGA